Molecule: messenger RNA, 857 nt
Organism: Phragmites australis (common reed)
Lineage: Eukaryota; Viridiplantae; Streptophyta; Magnoliopsida; Poales; Poaceae
Exons: 7
Coding region: 261-530 (89 amino acids)
Source: RefSeq, a predicted model, not a curated record
GUACAAUAAACAAUACUUGGCAAAUUCAUUGUACACUGGGUGUACAAAUCCGUUAAUCCAGUAUAAACCGGGUGUAUCCAGCGAAUUCACAUCUAUGCCUUUCUUGCCUCUCUAUCACAAAGCCACAAAGCGUGGGCUCGCCUCUCUAUAAAUACCAACUCACACGCUUCUCUUCCCAAAUCAAAGUUCGCGUCUGUUUGUCUCCCGUCUCUGGUUCCCUCCUCCAUCUUUCCAUACAGUGCCAAGGAAGAGGACAAGAGAUGGCAGACUGCAACGGCAAUUCAUCGGCCUCGUCGACUAUUGGAGAAGAGGCUUUCAUUGAGAAGAAGUAUGGAGGAAUUGCACCUAAGAAGCAUUUGAUUUCAAAGGAUCAUGAGCGCGCCUAUUUCGACUCUGCUGACUGGGUCCUUGGGAAGCAAGCUUCAAACAGCAGCAGUGCACGGGCUGGUAUCGAAUCCUUGAAGCCAAAGCUAAAGAGGACUCCUCAUCACCAGCUUCCCCCUCGCAAGCCGACCUGCGCGUCCAGCUGAGCCGGUACAGUAAGGCCUCACAGGGAGAUGCUGAAGUGAUCAGAAGAGAUGGAGAUUGUUGGGAUUAGUUAUUUAGUUUGUUGCAUUUGAUAGAGAAAAAAAAUCAGGAUUAAGCCCUGCAUUGGGCUUCUUGGUAGUUGCCGUAUAAGCUUGUCAGAAUAGGCUAGGCAUUGCCAUAUGAUCAUCGCUUUGAAAUUAAGUUAGAUGUCAUCCGGUUGAAGUAUUUUUCGUUGGGUAGAUCAAUGUAUCCGAUCCACUUGGGUUCUCUAUAUAUUAACCAAAAGAUUGAAAGUUUGGGAUGAAAAUGUCAAACUCUUUUGGAGGAAA